CCCCUUAGAGAUUUAGGCGCCACCUCUGCCUGCGGCCGUUACUUCCUGGUUGGCUUGCCCUUAACUGACAUGGCGGCUAGCUGCCUUCGGCUGGGCCCACUGCGGCUGCUCAGAAAGCCGAGAAAGGGCAGUCUGUCUACAGCCCGCCUCCCGCCGCGGAGGUGCCUGGUGAAGUCUAGGCUUGUGCACCUAGGGUCGCAGGGGGUUAGGGGCCCAGGAAGUCGGGGACACAGCGCUGUGCUGCUGUGUAUGCACCCUCGUCUGUCAACAGCAGGACUGCUCGAGACAAGGGUGUUCUUUUUACUUUCCCUUAUCAUCUCCCUGUCCCUGGCCCAACAUGAUACUGACCAAAGCCCAGUACGACGAGAUAGCCCAGUGCCUAGUGUCUGUGCCGCCUACCAGGCAGAGCCUGAGGAAGCUGAAGCAGAGGUUCCCCAGUCAAUCGCAGGCCACUCUGCUGAGCAUCUUCUCCCAGGAGUACCAGAAACAUAUUAAGAGAACACAUGCCAAACAUCAUACUUCAGAAGCGAUUGAAAGUUAUUACCAGAGGUAUCUGAAUGGAGUGGGGAAAAAUGGAGCUGCCCCAGUGCUCCUGGAGCUAGCCAAUGAGGUGGACUAUGCACCCUCAUUAAUGGCUCGGAUUAUCCUGGAAAGGUUUCUACAGGAGCAUGAGGAAGCUCCACCCUCCAAGUCUGUUAUAAAUAGUAUGCUGCGGGACCCUUCUCAGAUUCCAGAUGGAGUUCUAGCAAAUCAGGUCUAUCAGUGCAUCGUGAAUGACUGCUGUUAUGGACCACUGGUGGACUGCAUCAAACAUGCCAUUGGUCAUGAGCAUGAAGUCCUGCUGAGGGACUUGCUUCUGGAGAAAAACCUAUCCUUCCUAGAUGAAGAUCAGCUUCGUGCAAGAGGUUAUGACAAAACGCCUGACUUUAUUUUACAAGUACCAGUUGCUGUAGAAGGGCACAUAAUUCACUGGAUUGAAAGCAAAGCCUCAUUUGGUGAUGAAUGUAGCCACCAUGCCUACCUGCAUGACCAGUUCUGGAGCUACUGGAAUAGCAGGGACUUCCCAAGUUCCUUUUAAGAAGUCGGAGCAAUUUCUUCAACAAGACAAAGGCAUGACAGUGAAUGUGGGGAAAGGAGGAGCUGUAAAUGUAGCUGACCCUUGCUGUACCUUGAUUCCAUCAAAUGGACUAGAAAAAAAUACAUUUUUGAGACAAAUCAUCGAAAGUUGAAUAUGGAUUCAUAUGACUUCUUAACAUCAAGAAAUUACUGUUAAUUUUGUUAGACAUGACAGAGCCAUUAUAGUUAUGUAAGAAAAUAUCCAUUUUUAAAAGAGAUACACACCAAGAAUAUGUAGGAGUGGAGAGACUAGGGACUGAGGAUUUCUUGUAAAAUAUGUCAGCAAAAUGCAUAAGUUGAGAGAGGGAAGGGGUGGGUAUUUAGUAGGGGGUUCUCUGCUUUUCAUACAUUUAAAAAUUUUUGCAAUCAAACCCCAAAAAAGUCAGGGAGAUUAUUACAUUAAUCUUGUCCAAAACUAUUGCUUUUUAAUAUAAAAUUAUAAUACCUUAUGUUUUCUUGAUAUCAGUUUUAAUUUAAUUUAAUUUUUUUUAUUUUUAGUUUUAAUUUUAGUUAAAUAAGAAUCUAGGGGAAAAUUCUAGCAAAUAAUACAAUUGAUUUUAAAAUCAUAAAGUAUUAUCUACAAAUGUUUUUUUUUUAAGUCUCCAAAAUUUAUUUCUCCUCAGAUUAUCUAAUUGGCUAACAUAAAAUGCAGUUACAUACUUUAACUCAGUAGCAAACUGGUAUCUUCUAACCUAAAAAAGAGCUAAGAAAUUCUGCACGUUUAUUCAAAAUAUGACAGAAACCUAUUAGCAUACUUUUUUGUGCUCUGAAAAGUAUGUGGCUUCUAAAUGACAUUGCAGAUUAUUUUUUGUUUGCUUAAAUGUAUAAUUUCAGUCCUAUACAGAAUUUUAAAAUGUGUAUAGGUCUUAUAUUUUCAGCUUCAUUUAUUAUCAUUAUUUACUAAAGCAUUUUCUUGAGUUGCAAUUACAUUCUCCCAACUUAAGAAGUAUUAAAUGAAGUGUAUUUUUUCUGCAUAUAUCUUUGUUCUGAAAAAACUUUUGUACAUUUAAAUCAAAAUUUUAAUUCUUCUAUGAUUUGAAAAAAAUCUGCAUGUAUUUAUUUGGCUGUCUUUAGACAUGUAUGCAGUAUUUUUAUCUUUAAAUGACAACAGAACCCCUGAAGGUCUCAAACUCUUAAAGUAUACAUUGAUUUGAAGAAAAGGUAUUCUUCAUAUGAAUUUAUUAUUUAUCCUGUUUAUAUUAAAGGGUAGUUAACCAAAUGUGGUUUUCUAUUUUUGUGGAUCAUUUACAUAUAUUAAGGCAACACAGGAAGCACCAUUUCAAUUUAACCUUCCAGAGAUUAAUCAUUUUAUUUGAAGGAGUUUUGUUGUUAUUCUUUCAAGUCAAUGAUUAGGAAAAAUUCAUAUCAUGUGUGUUUAUAUAAUCAUAGGAGUCAAAAUUGUCUCAAUCUAUGAAUCUUAAUAGUUUGCUCUUGUAACAACUAUGAAGCAAUGUAUUAAAAUGCCUUAAUUACAGGGCAAGAAAAAGAGAAAGCACAGUCUUUUAGCAUAUGAUCUUCAAUUGUUCACCAAAGGAUAAAGAAAGCAUUCAAGCGUGGUUUCAAGAACUGUCAGCAAUAAGAAAAUGCAAGGUGCUUUGUAGAGCCUUAAAGACCUUUCUGGGAAAUAGAUGUAAUUAAAAAGUAAAAUAGACUUUUCAUUUUAAAGAAAUUUUUUAAAUCUUAUAGAAUUUCAUAAUGUUAAUAUAUUAAUAAGGGCAUUAUUUUCUUAUCCCAGAUAAGAAAAAGUCAUCCAUGAAGCUAUUAUAUUUGAUUCACACAGUGAAUCUUAUAAGUAUUUUUUCUUUAGGUUUGAUUUAAGAGUGCAAAUUAUAUGUAUAAUAAUUUUUAAAGGUGUUUUCUGUCAUAUUCCUAUAUACUGAUUACAUCUUAUUCAUAAACUAGGAACAUCUAGUAGUCUUCCUUUUACUAAGAGAAGUCCUUUUAUGCACACUAAAGUUCAAGAUGAUCAGAAAAAUUUAUUUUUGCACUCUUAAUUAACAUGUUCAUAUAUACCUUGCUUCUUGUCAGCAUAGCACUAAUCCUGGCAGUCAGGUAUGAGAAUUUCAGAAGCACUUUAACUUUCAUAUUAAAAAAAAAUUAUUUUCCAUGAAGUUCAGUCCAAAUGUCUAACAGUAUGUCUCCAAGUUGCCUUAAAGUGGAGAAGGUUAACCUCAUUGUCUGAUAAGAAUCUAUUUAUAAAUAAUCCCAGUGCUUAACUUCAGCCUGCUCUGCCUCUGUCAGAGUUUGGGGAUCUAGUCGGCUCCCACCAAGAACCCACACAUCAGUAUGUACUGACUACUUCCAGGCACCAAAUAUAUUCAUGUUUAAAUUGUCUUCAUUUCAGGACACCUCAUCUGGAGAUUAAUCAAUUUCAGAAGAGUAGUGUUUUUAAUUACUCUUUACACUGAGAAACUGUGGGCCAGUGUUAUUUUUCCAUCUAGUCAAUGACCAAUGUAUUCACUGUUCAACAUUAAAAAAAAAAAAAAAAGAUUAAUUUGGCAGUGUAUUAAAAGACCUUAUUAAAAUCUCCAGUGCCUAGACUUCUAUUUAAAAUCACAAUGUGGAACAAUAAAUGCGCAUAGUACAGGGACUGGUCUCCAGUUUAACUCACACAGAGAUGUACCCACUAAAAAGGUCUGCUCUGUGUUUCCAUUAAAUUGAGUUUCUCAGUUUAAAUUAUUAUUCUAUAGAAGAUACCACAGACUACUUUGUUCUUAAAUAGUCAUGCAGUAGAUUGAGUAGUACUUGAAGAUUUGUUGCAUUUUGACUAUAGGAAAAAUAAUGCCUCUGCGUGAUAAUGAGUAUAUGAUUUGCAUGUGCCUUGUAUAAUUCACAGUAUACAUAUGCAUUCAUCAUGUUAUUCUUUGCAAUAUGAUGAAUUAUGUCAGUUUAUUGCAUAUGUCUGCAUGUACCUCAUCUCUUAAUUAAAGCAUUAAUCACUAAAAUUACCAAAGAUAUGUGGUUUUACUGUACUUUUAAAAUUUAAUGUUGAUCUUUGCAUGGUAAUAUACAUAUUAUUUCUUAUUGGUAGGCUAUACUAAGACAUUUUAAGUAAGGAUUUCCAUGUUAUGAUUCUAUCAUAUCAAUUAUUUUAAAUAUGCUUAUCUUAAUAUAUACUUACAACAUACUUUUUAACUGUUUUAAAUCAUUUUUAUAUGAGAUUAAUUCCCUAAAUCAAUAAAAUUACCAAAGACAUAUAUAUGUGCAUAUAUAUGCAUAUUAUAUGAUCAACAUUAAAAUUUAAAAGAAUAUAUAUACUCUAUCUGUACUUUAAAAUUUUAAAGUUGAUCUUUGCAUAGUCAUAUGCGUUAUUUCUAAUUGGUAGACUAUGAUAAGACAUGCUAAGUGAACAUUCCAUGUUUUGCUCCUAGCAAAUCAAUUUCAAAUAUGUUACUUUGUUUAACUUUUUAUUUUAUAUUGGAGUUUUAAAUAUUAAAUAUACAUUUGCCACACCCUUUAA
This is a messenger RNA of Bubalus bubalis (water buffalo), 4576 nucleotides long. RefSeq names its product CDAN1 interacting nuclease 1 (gene CDIN1). The record is from RefSeq and is a predicted model, not a curated record. Gene Ontology annotation, cellular component: cytoplasm; nucleus. Gene Ontology annotation, biological process: erythrocyte differentiation. The coding region runs from base 338 to 1078 and encodes 246 amino acids. The transcript is spliced from 11 exons. Lineage: Eukaryota; Metazoa; Chordata; Mammalia; Artiodactyla; Bovidae.